Molecule: messenger RNA, 414 nt
Organism: Penicillium argentinense
Lineage: Eukaryota; Fungi; Ascomycota; Eurotiomycetes; Eurotiales; Aspergillaceae
Exons: 2
Coding region: 1-414 (137 amino acids)
Source: RefSeq, a predicted model, not a curated record
AUGUCGCUCUCUUCGUUCAACGAUGACUGGAUUCGGUGCCCGACACCAAAAGGGUCAUCGAACGACGCGCUAACAUGGACAACGUCGCUAUCGAGAUCCCGCGUGUCCACCGUUGAUGGCCUUGGUUUCAGCGAAAGCGUCGAUGUCGGAGCGAUGAAUAGCCUGGAGAGCUUACUGCGUACAGUCCAGCAACUGAAGCUCAAAAGGCUUCUUGUCGAAGAACUGGAGGAAAAUCGGUUUAUCGCGGCUGGAGAGACUUUUGCCGUGACGGAAUGCAGAUACGAAGGGUCUGUCGUGGCUAUCAAGCGCAUCCGACUGAACGAGGAUAGCCAUGGGACCUCUGAUCGCCAGCAUUUCCAGCGACGCCUGCAGUCUGUCUUGCGCGAGGUUUUGAUCAUGUGCCACCCCCUUUAG